GGCAGCUGUAUUGUUGCAAUAUGUAUAAGAAUGCUGCAGACUCCAUCCGUUAUAGUUAUUAUCAUUUGUAACAAAAUGAUUGCUAUUAUUUGUUUUUAGAAUCUAUAUUGGGGCGCUACAUUUGAAAUUGUAAACUACAUUUUGGAAUAAUGGUGUCUCUUUAGCCAUUUAUGUUUAUUUGUUCCAACGUUAUUUAAUCUUACACACUUAUGUCCCGUUAAACACUAAAAAUGCAAAUAAAUGUCGAACCUGAUGUAUACGAACAGUUCCACAAACUGAAGCAACUCCACAAACCUAUCGGUAGUGACAGCGAGUUCUUGUCUUUUAUAAUUAAUCACGUACAAAAAUGCUCGUACAAAGGUGAAAAUUGCAGCACAAAUAUACAACCUCUUCCAAAUGGUGCUCUACGAUCCUGUCCGGAAUGUAAAUUCUCUGCUGGUACUUCUGAACAACUCUGGGAUCAUUUUGAAACUGUUCAUCCUGAUGAAGGAAGUUUCUCGUGUACGUGUGGAGACUCUUACAGUCGAUUGCCACUUUUUUUGAGGCAUUAUGUGGAUUGCCCAGUAGCCUCCACUGACCUUGAGGACCCUCGUCGGAAUUUCGCAUCUCUCAAAGACGGUCGGAGGAUUUUGCCAAGUGUUUUACAUGCUAAUAGCGGUGUUGGAGGAACUAAAGUAAAUCAAUCUGGUGUUUAUCAUCCAUACCGUCAGCCUCCAGUAUCGGCCGUUGCGGGUCCUUCGGGUGAUAAACCGUAUGGAUGCCCAAAGUGCUAUAAAGGUUUUAAGAGUAAAUCUCUACUUGAUCAACAUAUGCAUCUGCAUUUUCCUCCACGCUACAAAUGUAGAUGGUGUGGUAAUGUUUAUCGUUGGCCACCUGUCUAUUAUCAUCACAAACAAAGAUGUAAAAAACGACCACUCUUAAAUCUUAGUGAUAUGAGCCACUCUAAUGAUUACCGUUGCGUCAAUGGUUCGCUUAUGAAAGUUGAAGAUUCACAAAUACACAUGGAUCAAAUUUCAUCUAGACAACAGGCAUUCAAUCGCUUUAUGAAUGCUCCAGGAGUAUCCUUUACUCAAGAACUGGCAAAUGAAAAUCUCGUACAGAACGUACCAGUUAUUGGAGAAGAUGCGGCAAAUUGUUCGUUAACCUGUUUAUGCACAGAAAGCUUUCUAAAUGUCCCUUCCUACCUCGAGCAUGCUACCAUAUGUCCAAAAGUUGUUUCAGCAUCAUCUGUAUUUGAGAACCUUGCAAGUAGAGCGUUAUGUACUUCAGCUAACUUAGGUUUCAGAUCACCGAGACAAAGGAAUCAAAUCUCUAACUUCCGAGAAUUGCCACCAGAAUAUCUUUCUCAGUUAAAAGACACAUCUCUGUUGCAUCAUGGUGUUGGUAUCUUCACAUGUAACAUGUGUGGCAAAGAAUUUAAUUCAAAAUUAUCACUUAAACAACAUGUGGAUGGUAAACACCGCGCAGAAGGCAAAUAUCUUUGUGGGACAUGUGGUAAGCGUUAUCGUUGGGGUGCUUCAUUUUAUUACCACAAGAAAACUUGUACGGGUCCACUUACUUCGUGUGUAAUCAGUUCUCAAGCGCCUGAACUUGUAACUACCCAUACAUAGUAAAAGUAACAGUGAUACCUCAUUUUAUCUGGGAAUUAUGGCGUUUUAUGUAAAUUUAUUCUCGAGGUGAUAUAAUAUAACAUUGCAGUUAGCCGUUUGGUGAUACUGGACUCUGCAUUUUUGGAUUGCAGGUAACGAAGUCAUUUUUGAACUCUUAAAUUCACUUGUUUAUCAACCGUUUUAAACCAUAUAUAUAUAUAUAUAUAUAUAUAUAUAUAUAUAUAUAUAUAAUCUGUGACUUCUAGAAACUAAUAUUACCAAAGUUAAUAAAUUUGUAAACACUUCUUGUGACAAAAUGAUUUAAUAUUCCAGUAAAUUUGUGUAUAAUUUAAUUUUCCAUUCACAAAUCACUCAGCUGAAUUACCUGGUGUACUGGUGCAUUUAUUGUUUCACUAGUAUAUCUUCAUUUACUUACUUUUAAUAUGUAAUUAGUUGUACAUUUGUUUCAAAGAUAUUUUCUAUGCGUUGAAAAUGCUAAUACCUCCCAACGCUUAUUUAUGCUUCAUUUUUUUCCUGCUUUUUACUUAUCUAGUCAAAUGUUUGGCGUAAUGUAACCAGGCUUGUAACACUCAGUUUAUUACUUCAAAAAUUUUUUAUGAGGAUCUGAUUUAAUUCAAUGUGUUUCUUAUAUGUUGUCCUUUAAGACUCUCUCUAGGAAAUGACACUCAAUUGGAAUAUUUAAGCUUUAGUGUAUUCGACGCAACAUAUAUUUAAGAAUAUUAUAUGUAUGUGUUAAGUUUCCAGAUAUAGAAUCCCAUUUUGGUU
Trichobilharzia regenti is the source of this 2375-nucleotide messenger RNA. The record is from the annotation of a GenBank genome assembly. Lineage: Eukaryota; Metazoa; Platyhelminthes; Trematoda; Strigeidida; Schistosomatidae.